This is a messenger RNA of Mirounga angustirostris (Northern elephant seal), 7067 nucleotides long. Its product is annotated as olfactory receptor 1F1-like. Gene Ontology annotation, cellular component: plasma membrane. Gene Ontology annotation, biological process: G protein-coupled receptor signaling pathway. NCBI's taxonomy places the organism in Eukaryota, Metazoa, Chordata, Mammalia, Carnivora, Phocidae. The record is from RefSeq and is a predicted model, not a curated record. Gene Ontology annotation, molecular function: olfactory receptor activity; G protein-coupled receptor activity.
AUGAGAGACAGAGAGCAUGAGAGGGAGGAGGGUCAGAGGGAGAAGCAGACUCCCUGCCGAGCAGGGAGAGGGCUGACUGUGUCUUAAUCCAUUCAGGCUGCUAAAACAAAAUACCAUAGACUGGCUAGUUAUAAACAACAGAAAUGUAUUUUUUCACAGUUCUGGAGGCUGGGAAAUCUAGGAUCAAGAUGCUGGCACAUUUGGUGUCUGGUGAGAGCCUAUCUCCUGGUUCAUAGAUGGCAAUCUUUCAGUGUAACCUCGCUUAGUGGAAGGGACAAGGGAGCUUUCUCAGACCUUCUGUUAUAAGGGCACUAAUACCAUUAGUGAGGGUUCUGCCCUCAUGACCAGAUCACCUCAUAAAGGCACUGCCUCCCAAUACCAUCACCUUGGAGGUUAGGAUUUCAACAUCUGAAUGUUGUGGGGACAUAACCAUUCUGUCCGUUGCACUGUGUAAACAGCAGAAUCUUGCGGAAAUGAUGGUGUGUGACUGUAGGAGCUCCAUCACAAAAGAUAGUGUGGUUUCCAUCUUGCUCUCUUGAAUCAGUUGCUCUGGGAAACCAGUUACUCUGUUGCAAGGACGUAUCAAGUUAGCUCUAUGGAGAAGUUGAUGUGAGGAACUGAGGCUUUCUUGCCACAGGUAAUGUGAGGACACCAUCUUGGAAGCCCUUCCUCCAGCCACAGUCAAGCAUUCAGAUGACUGGGUCCCUGCUGACAAUUUAACUGCAGUCUCAUGACAAAUCCUGAUCUAGAACCAUUCAUCUAAACCAUUACCAGGUCCCUGACCCACAGGAUUUGUGUGAGAUAAAUGUUUACUGUUUUAAGUUGCUAAGUUUGGGGAUAAGUUGUUACUCAACAAUAGAUAAUUAAUACAAGGGAUAAGGCUGGUGUCCAUGUGAUUCACUGGAAUUUACUUGUACACCAACACCUGGAGCAAUUGACCUUAUGGAAUAGAGAAAUGGUCUUUUAAAGACUCAGUUUGGGCACCAGUUGAGGUUACCUUGUGAGGUUAGGGUGCUGUUUUACAGGAUACAAUGUAAGUUUCAUACUAGUGGACAAUAUCUGCUGAAAUUUCUACCAACCAGGAAUUUAUGGGGCAAGGAAACAAGAGGUAAAAGUGGGCACUACUUUUUGUAAUACCUAAUGAUCUACUUGCAAAAUUUUACUUCUUAUCCCAGGAACACUGGGCUCUGAAGAGACUUCUUGCUGGUCAAUUUGGGCUCAAUUUGCUGCUGGAUGAACUGACCAAAAAAAGAGAGUCUAAUAUUGUUAUGACUUUGACUAUGACUAAAAAAUAGUUUUGCUGUUACACACUGGUAGCAGAGAGGAUUAUGGAUGGAAAGAUCUCCUGGAGUGGAUUCUGGAAUGGCCAUGUCUUCUGAUGGCAGCUAAUGAAAGACUAGAUCAUCUUAUUUGGGCAGGAUUGUAAGGAGGUCAAAUCUCUCCAACAUGAAAGUUCGGGUUACUAUAUCGAUUUUUAAAAACUUGAACAGCUGAGAUGCUGGCUAAAGACAAAGGGAACAUGAAUUAGAUUGCAGAUAAGGAAAAUUAUUAAUAUCAACUAAGGGUUCAUGGCUACCUGUGGAAAUGAAGACUACAAUGUGCAGUCAUAUUUUCCUCCUUCUUUUGUUAUGUGUCUAUCUCUCUAUUGUUGCCAGCUAGCUUUCUUCCUUUCUCUGCCUUUGUCCCUCUGUUUUACAUACACAUAGGAUAUGUAGUUAUUGGUUAGCUUUCAAGUUUGAUUUAGAAGUAAUAGAAUGUCAUGAUGGGAACAUGAUUGGAGUAGCCGAGAUCCUGGUUAUAGACCUGGAUACAGUAACUGAUGGGCCUGAGUUGUUCCCAUAUUGUGAGAAAUAUAGUUGUGUUAUGUUAGGCCAGAUAGUGUCUCUCCUACUGAAGCAUAAAUUGGUAAGAGGGAUAUGUGUUAAUGUGUGCAACCAGAGGGGUGGAUUCUGGUGGGCGUUUAUCGUCCUUUUCUGACUUCCCAAAUUCUGUAACCCUUCUAAAGCUUAGGUAAUUUCCUACCUCAUAAUUUUGGUUGAGAAAAAAAGCCAACUUCUUCCUCCGUAACAGGAACACCCUGAAUAGUUAUCUCCCAAGUUCUGACCCAGGGGUUAGAUCCUUAUACUUAGUCAUCAUUGUUGGGUCCACAGGGACCAGGAAAUAGAUGGGACAGUUAUUUUCCACUUGUCUCUGAUGAGGCUUUCAGGGAAUCUGGUCCCAGUGGCCAUGGAAGCCACUGUAAAUACCUGUUUCUAAUUCCCCUAAACAUCCUUCUCUGUGCAGAGGGCUAGACAAUGAAUUCUGCGUCUCACUCACUCAGGAUCUAUCAAUAUUUCCAAUACUUUCCAAACCUUAUAAUAAAAAAGAACAUUGGUUGGUUCCUCAGAGGUGAAGAAACCUUGCUAUCCACAGUACCAACUUCUUCUAGGUAAGAUUAUAACAGGAGAUAUAUAUAUAUAUAUAUAUACAUACAUAUACAUACAUAUACAUAUACACACACAUAUAUAUUUUUUACUAAUGAGUGAAGUUAUUUAUAUGUAUAGUUACUAAUGAGGGAGGUUCUUUGAAGAACCUCCUUUGUUAAAUCUUCCAGAUGCAGGGAAUGAUAGAGUCCUGAAUCCAUCACCUGGAGCUUGAGAUACACUGAUAAUAAUCAACUGUUUUACUUGUCUCUGUAAGCUACUAAGAAGUGGGAGAAAGCCUGGGAAUGUUAAAAGAGACAUACAUACAUAGAGACAUACAUGGCAGAGAAGGGCUUUGUUUGUGUCUGUGUUUGUUUUUAUUUUUGACAAAAUUUUAAAGAUUAGUCCAGUGGGACCACCGUCAUCUAGGACUGGGAGUUGGAAGUUGAAGGUGUAGAGACUAGGGGUGGAUCCUGACUGAGCAAUUCUAAUAUAGGUUUCAUUAACAUGACCGUGUGGGUGGAGCUUGGAUUGUUGUAUCCAGAGCCAUAGCUUCUAGGUUUCUGAGCUCUGCUUCUGUUCCCUGCAUCUGCAUCUAGCUCAUGAGAGGGACAAACCAGUCCAGUGUUUCUGAGUUCCUCCUCCUUGGGCUCUCCAGGCAACCCCAGCAGCAGCAGCUCCUCUUUGUACUCUUCCUGAGCAUGUACCUGGCCACGGUCCUGGGAAACCUGCUCAUCCUCCUGGUCAUUGGCGUGGACUCCCGCCUUCACAUCCCCAUGUACUUCUUCCUCAGCAACCUGUCCUUUGUGGACAUCUGCUUCUCUACCACUGUCCCCAAGAUGCUGGCCAACUACAUACUCAGGACUCAGACCAUCUCCUUUUCUGGGUGUCUCACACAGAUGUAUUUUGUAUUCAUGUUCAUGGACAUGGACAAUUUCCUCCUGGCUGUGAUGGCCUAUGACCGCUUUGUUGCCAUAUGCGCCCCCUUACACUACUCAACAAAGAUGACCCACCAGCUCUGUGCCCUGCUGGUUGCUGGGUCAUGGGUCAUUGCCAACCUGAAUGUUCUAUUGCAUACCCUGCUGAUGGCUUGACUCUCGUUCUGUGCAGACAAUGCCAUCCCCCACUUCUUCUGUGAUGUGACACCCCUCCUGAAACUCUCCUGCUCUGACACACACCUCAAUGAGAUGAUGAUUCUUUUCGAAGCAGGGUUGAUAAUGAUCACUCCAUUUAUUUGCAUCUUGGCUUCAUAUGUCCGUAUUACCUCUGCUGUCCUAAGAGUCCUGUCUACAAAGGGAAAAUGGAAAGCCUUCUCCACCGUGGCCCACCUGGCCAUGGUUUCUCUCUUCUAUGGCACCAUCAUUGCUGUGUAUUUCAGCCCUUUGUCCUCACACUCUUCUGAGAAGGACACCACAGCUACUGUGAUGUACACCGUGGUGACCCCCAUGCUGAACCCCUUCAUCUACAGCCUGAGGAACAAAGACAUAAAAGGGCUCUUGGAAAAGUGGUUGCUAUGACAUUUUUUCUACUUCGUAAUGAAAUGGGCUAAGAAAAUCUUGGAAGGAACUAAUUUCUAAGAAGAUCAUAUUUGUUUUUUCUAUUGUGCACAACUUAGCCAUUUGUCAUUGAAAAUUAUUCUAGUUUCUGUCUUGGGACAUCAAACUUGAUAUAGCCACUUCAGGUUAAAGGUGGAAAGAGAGAUCGUUUUACCAAAUCACCUGUUAGAACUGCCAGUGCCCUCCAGCCAAAACUGACUAGGAAUAUAUAUAUCUUGUUGAAUAAUUCUGGUUUAUUAGGCUCACAAAGGAGAAUACAUACCAUGGGAAGUAGUGAGCAUCUUAGUAAGAAGGUGCUACACAGGACAUACUAAAAGACUUGAGUUUGUGUGAGGUGAAUUUAGUGAGGACUUAAAGAAUUGGGUCUGUGCUCUGGAUUACAUGUGUCACAUAGUGGGGAUGAUUCUGAUUGAGUAUCUGAAAAUAUUUUAUCGAGGAGGGGCGCCUGGGUGGCUCAGUUGGUUAAGCAUCCGACUCGAUUUCCGCUCAGGUCAUGAUCUCAAGGUUGUGAGAUCAAACCCUGCAUUGGCCUCUGCACUCCAUGGAGAGUCUGCUUGAGAUUCUCUCUCCCUUUGCAACCCCCCCCCCCCCACUCUCUCUCUCUCAAAAAAAAAAUUUAUCUAAGAGGAGGGAAGACUAGACUAAGGCCAAAGCUGUGAUUGGCAAAGAAGUAGUAGUGACUCAUAUCAGCCAGGAUAGGGGGGAGGAGUUUGGUUAUUUUUGUGGCUUGGACAGUGUUCGCGUUUUUGUGUUCAGUUAUGAUUACAGAGUCGUCUCUUUUUGCGCCAUAACAGUCACAGAAUGACCUUGUGUGGUACUGAUAGUUUCUGUGUUCAUUGGGAGAGCACCGACAGCUAGCUGUGAAUGCCAGGAAAUCUCCUGUAUGUCAGCGCUGAUUUCUCUUUCUCACAACAGAGACAUAGAGAUAGGAAGACAUCUUACUGGAGAGCCAGACUGGCAGGAAAGGGAAGGGUUCAUUUAGGGCUCCAAGAAGCCCUAAUUUUGCCAUGCAUUCAAGGAAUUAUUUUUUAUCUUCUUACCUGAGCUUUCUGUGUCACACAGCAUUACAGUAGGAAUAUGGGUAAGUUAAACAAAUAUCUUCCAGAAUCUCAGCCAUGUCAAUCAACUGCAUCUUUUUUUCCACGGCCUGCCUUCAAUUUAUGUCAGUGCAGAGAUAUUUUACGUAGUUACUAAUUUAUAUCCUGAUUUUCUGCUAUAAUUUUGUAAUAAAGCUUUUCUAAAUUACUAUAUCAUCCCCACAAUUUUAUUUUACUAUACUUAUAUAUUUCUAUCAAGUUGCUCUAGGAAAAUAUGCUGCCUAUUAAUUCUGUUUCUAAAAUAAAACAUAAGGGAGGGAUGCCUGAGUGGCUCAGUCGGUUAAGUGGCUUCCUUCACCCAGCGUCCUGGGAUCGAGUUCUGCAUUGGGCUCCUUGCUCAGCGGGGAGCCUGCUUCUCCCUCUACCUGCCGCUCCCCCUGCUUGUGCUCUUUCUCUCUCUCUCUCUGACAAAUAAAUAAAUAAAAUCUUAAAAAAAAUGAGGGAAAUAUACUAUUUAAAAGUAUAACUAAAUUUACUUUGAAAAUGAUUGCAGAACAUAAAAAUCUGACCAACAUACGAAACUGGUUAAAACAUCACUAACAGGAUGCUCUGGAUUUUGAGGAACAAAGAGGAAAAUAGUGUAGUUUCCCUUAAUUUCAGAGAGAUAGGUAAAAUGACAUCUUGUAUAAAACAGAAUUCAGAAUCAGAGGAUGUUUCUGAGUUUAACAUGUGAUUUUUAUAUUUGUCAUAUUUGUGUAUUGAUAUGCUUGCCUAAUGGAAUAAAUGGUAACAUUUCAAUUUUUAGUCUAUAUAUCCAAGAAUUCUUUGUAAGAUAGAAAGUACCUGUUCCUUGAAAUUUUGAAAGAAACCAGCUUUUGUUUCAUGUAUUUUGGUGCUGUCUUGUUAAAUGCAUAUAUGUUUAUAAUUGUAUUUAUUCCUGUUUUAUCCUUUUAUCAGUAUAAAAUUUGUGGGCAUAGAGUUAUUCAUAAUGUUAACCUUAAAAGUAAAACUGUCAGUUAUUUUACUAGCAAAAAUGGGUUUAUUUGGGAAUAGGAGAGAAUUGUAAUUUGGGACAUGCUAGCAGUGGCAAAACCAUAGGCAAUCCCUGAAAACGAAGUAGAGGACUGCUCUUUUAUAGAGAAAGGCGGGGAGUUGGGAGGGGCUGUUAUAAGUGAAAAGUCCAUUGGAGUUAACUGGGAGUCCCAAAGUGUAGUGCCUCCUCAUUGAGUUGUGACUGUCAUUGUCUGGGUUAUUGCUGGGCCAGGAGAAAACCUUUCUUUCUCCUGCUGAGGUAGUCAAGUAGUAUCUACUCAAAAAGCUUCUGUUCCUGGGCGCCUGGGUGGCUCAGUUGGUUAAGUGACUGCUUUCGGCUCAGGUCAUGAUCCUGGAGUCCCGGGAUCGAGUCCCGCAUUGGGCUCCCUGCUCAGCAGGGAGCCUGCUUCUCCCUCUGACCCUCUCCCCUCUCAUGUGCUCUCUCUCUCAUUCUCUCUGUCUCAAAUAAAUAAAUAAAAUCUUUAAAAAAAAAAAAAGCUUCUGUUCCUGUUGGGUCUGUAAAUGAUGAGGAGUGGUAGGGUGUGAGAGCUCCUCCUUCUGGUCUCCCCACUCCAUUUAAAGUGACGUUUCCUGGGGUGCAUGAGUGGUGUAGUCAUUUGAGUGUUGGACUCUUGAUCUCAGCUCAGGUCUUGAUCUCAGGGUCCUGAGUUCAAGCCCCAUGUUGGGCUCCAUGCUGGAUGUGGAGCCUACUUAAGAAAAAAAUAAAGUUUCCCUUAUUUUCACAAUAAUAUUCCUUUAGUGUCCUUUUUAGGUCCAAAGGAUUCAUAGUGAUGACCCCUUUUUCAUUCCUGGCAGUAGUAUUAGUGCCAUUUCUCUUUUGUUCGUUAGCUUGGCUAAAGGUUUAUCAAUUGUAUUGAACUUUUCUAAGAAUCAGCUUUUGAUUUUGUUGGUUUUCUCUAUUGACUUCCUGUUCUUAAUUUCAUCGAUUUCUAUUGUUGUUUUUUUUUUAAAGAUUUUAUUUAUUUAUUUGAGACAGAGAGAAUGUGAGAGAGAGAGCACAUGAGAGGGGGGAGGGUCAG